GUGGAGCGCGCAGCGGGAGGCGCAGGUCAGGCAAACACUCGGCUCAUCCUGAGCUAUCUAGACCGCAGGGAUUUUUACCAUGAUGCCAUCAGAAGGAAACGGGGAAUAAACGCAUAAGUUGGAAUAUUUUUUUUUUCAUUAUUGAUUUUCUUUUAAUUUUUUAUGUGUCUCGGGCUAUUUUCUUCUCUAAUUUUUAUUUUUAAUGUCGAUGAAUAGAGAACAUUCCAAACAAAUAUACUUUUCUCAUACUUAAUCCGUCCCUCCCUUUACUUUCCCUCCCGUUAUUAAUCAAAAUCAUCCCGCGUAAAGGACUGAUGGACAUGUGGUGGAAAUUAGGGCUCGUACUGGUGAUGUGUUGGGGUCUCACGAGCAGUGAAGCCCGGGAGGAGCACCAUGAAGCGUCUCCGCUCACCGCGAUGUCCAGAGCGCCAUUGGACUUUGGAUUCGUUCCGUCGGUGGUGUACGAAACCCACGCGUAUUAUGAACCGGGUCCCAUCGGUGUUCUUUUCCACAUGGUCCACGCGUUUCUGUACGUGGUUCAACCCAACCCUUUCCCCAAAGAUCUCAUUGUUACGAUGGUCCAGCAGAACAUGGGAGGAAUCAAAGGGAAUGAUUACAAGAAGCCAGAGAAUGUUGUAUUACUACUACAGGCUAUCUACUAUGAGCUCGGCUUCAUAGUCCUGACAGUACUGGGAGUGUUGUUUUUGCUGUUCAUGCCAAUAGUGGGUCUGUUUUUCUGUGUGUGCCGAUGUUGUGAGAACUGUGGGGGUGAGAUGCAUCAGAGACAGAAGAAGAACGGCGACUGCUUACGAGGCUUCUACAUGGCCACGCUCAUCGCUACCUCUGUCUUCCUCGCAGUGGGGGUGACGAUCACCUACGCAGCAAACCAGAACAUCACAUCUCAGAUCAAGAGCACCAGACGUCUCGUCAGUACUAACAUAAGAGACCUGAAAUCUUUUGCCAACUACACACCAGCGCAAAUAGAUUACAUGACUGCGCAGUACACAACAGCCAAGAACAGAGUAUUAUCAGACUUAGACAAUAUUGGGACUCUGCUGGGUGGACAGAUUCAUAAUCAGCUGGAGAGAGAAGUAGUACCUGCUUUAGACAACGCUCUUCGCAUGACAUCAGUUAAAGUGGAAGGUGCUAUUAAAGCCAUGCGGGAGGCCAAAGAGGCAUUAGAGAGUGUGACCACAUCACUGGAGAUCCUACAGGAAGGGACUGGCAGACUCCAGAACUCUCUUCAAUCUGAACGUGCGUCUCUCUCAAACACACUCAACGACCAGGCCUGCUCUAAUGGAGACGUAACACACACCUGCAGCACCAUCCGCGGAACACUCAGCCAGCUCGCUCUCAGUGCAAACUUUAUUGGGUUGCCUGAGGUUGAAGCGCCUUUGGCCAAUCUGGACGCUGUGCUUGAAACGGACCUCAGCAAUAUUGUACAGAAGGGAUACGCUUCCUUUAAUGACACACCAAGGAUGGUCAGGGAACAGACAAAAGGAAUUGUGUCGGCUCUACCCAAAGUGAAAGGGCUGCUGGAUAAGACAUGUGGAGAGAUAAUUGGUUUCACAAAGAUGUUCCCAUUAGAACCAGCACUUGAGAACUUCACAAAGUUCCUGACAGAGAGCCAGAAGAACAUUGAGACUUACUACCCCCAGAUCGACCAGCUGGACUUCUACAGAUGGAUAGGGUGUGUAGUGAUCUGCUGUAUGGUUGUGCUGGUUCUGGCCUUUAAUUUCCUGGGUUUGCUGUGUGGAUCAUGUGGCUAUGAUAAAAAUGCCACUCCCACCACACGUGGAUGUCUGUCCAACACUGGAGGAAACCUGCUGAUGGCCUCUGUGGGCUUCAGCUUCAUCUUCUCUUGGGUGCUCAUGGGAGUUGUAGUUACCACAUUUGUUGUUGGAGGAAACAUAGAGAAGCUUUUGUGUGAGCCGCUGGCUAACAGACAGAUUUUUAAGAUUAUUGACACACCAUACAUGGUCCAUCCUGCCAAAAAGAACGUCCUUCCUGGCAUGCUGUUUCAAGAUCCCAACAUCGACCUUACUAUCGGCAGUAUGUACAGAGAUUGUUAUGAGAAUAGUGGUUUAUAUUCAGCAUUACAACUGGAGACCAAGUUCAACUUCAACAAGUUUCUCAAUGCCACAGUGUAUAACCUGGAAAUUGCCAAGGUAUUUAAUAGCGUGAAUGUGGAUCUCCAGGGAAUGCUUCUUCUGGAACAGGAGGGCAAAGAUAACCUCAUCGACUUCGCCAACACAGGCAUUGGAGAAAUCGACUAUCAGGCUUAUCUGACUGAGGUGAAUAAAGGAGUGACGGUUGUGGAUCUUUUGUCCUACGCAAAUGAACUUGAAGCUCAAGCAGACCAACUGCGACGUGGGGCUCUUGAGAAUGCGCUCAAGGGUCAUGCCAGCAGUAUCAGACAGAUCCACAAAGAUCAAGUGGUGCCAAUGGAGCAGGCUAUGAAAUUUGUGAAAGCAAGGGGCACUCUAAGUCAAAGCAUCAAACUGCUUCAGAAAACCUCCAGAGAACUACCCAUUAAAGUGACAAAUGUCCUGAAUGCCAUCGAGGCAGCAGAGUAUCUCAUCUCCAACAAUGUCUCUCAUGUGGUCAAACAGGAGACUGAAAAAUUCAUUAAGAACAUUGUGGGAUACUUUUCACAAUAUACAGUGUGGGCCAAGCACUCACUGGAAAAGGAGGUUGCCCAGUGCAAGCCCAUCAGCAACAUUGUGGACUCGCUAGAGAUCGUAGCCUGCAGCUUCAUUGUUGACUCAGUGAACACUUUCUGGUUUGGUCUGGGAGGAUGCUGUAUUUUACUCAUUCCCAGCAUUAUCAUGUCAGUAAAACUUGCCAAAUUCUAUCGCAGGAUGGACACUGAGGACGUCUAUGAUGAUAGUGUGGAUGUUGUUGUCAGUGGUUAUCAUAAUGAGCCUUUAUAUGGCAUAAACAACCCCGUGAUGAGCAGCUAUCCAUCCUAUGACACAAUGAGGUGGUAUCCUCGGGCCUCUGCCCCCCCGAGACAGCCUGACUGGUGACACAAAUUUACACACACAUACACUUUCCCCAGGGGUAUGCAACCGUACAUGCAGCCUACAGUGGUGGUGAAAACUGGAGCUAAAUAGAUUUUAGCAAGGGAUUGUCUUUGUCAGAUUCCGAGGAAGACAAAGAAGACAGGAAAAAAGGGAAAAUAUGUAUUCCGGUUUCUAACAAUAAAACAUACUCAGACCUUAACUGAAGAAUAUACUCAAGCAAAUUCUACAUACAAUUCAUCAUACAGUACAUGGUAAACAGCAAGAUGUUCUUUUUUUUACACUUUCAAUACGUUUUUGAAAGUUUUGUAUACAUUUUGUUAAUAUCUUAUUUUAUAAAAUAUGUCCUUUAGACAUAAUUGUGGGUACAUCUAGAUUUUGUACAGGUCUUUUUAACAUUUUAAGGCGAUUUAAAGGGGCAGAAAGGUCUGUGAUAUCAGUCUGUGCACUGUGGUAUUUUAUCGAUGGUUUUUGAUUAUGAAACCAUGAAAUGGUUUUUCUGAACCAAACAUCCAGAAGUACUUCAUUUAUCAAGUUAUCUUUUCUGUUCUUUAGUGAAAGUUACUUUUUUCUACAUUUUAUUGUUCAAUGAAUGAAUCAAGUAUUAGUUUCAGAAUUGUUUCUUAGUACAAGAAAAACAAUUUGCAAAAAGAAUGUUAAAUGCACUGGAAAAGACUCAAUGUCUAUAAAGAUAAAUUAUCGGAAGCCAAUGUCCUAAAAGACUGGUUGAUCCUGUUUGUUUGAAAUGUCAGUACUUUUGAUACAAGACAACUACACAACUAAAAACAAAGGUAAAUGUGUAUUUCUGUGUCCUUGUUACACGUUGCAUGUACUUACUGUAGUAAUAAUAACAGUAAAUGAUGCAUAAUUACAUGCAGCUAACCAUAAACCCAAUCCUACUCUGAACCUUAACCCUAUAGUAAGUACAUGUUGUUAAUUAUUAUUACUUACUUAAAAUAUUUAAAUACAGUACUAAAUCACACUGUAACAAGGGCACCUUAAAAUAGAAUAACCAAAACAAAUGACUAUUAUAGAACAGAUAAUCCUGAGUAAAGAUUUUGUGUUUCUGUUGUAUUUCUGUUUUCUUCUUUUGAGUGUCUUACAUAUUGUCGUGUGUCCACAACAAAAUAAUGACGAUAGUUUUAAAUGUCCAGUGUGUGCAAUUUUUAAUUUUUUAAAAUUCUCAGUACAGAAUCCAGUGGUCAUACACUUCUACAUAGUGCCCAAUGGUACAAACCAAAUAUUUUUUUCUUAUAUUCCAAAAGGGUUUGUGAAUAAAAUUUAAACUGUGAAGUUCCAAAUCUGUUACAUCUAUUACUGAUUUUCACAAACCCUAACGUCUCUCUCAUGUCCUUUGGAAGUGGUAAAGAAUAGAUUUUACAACAAAUGCAAUAAUGUUGUAUCAAACUGACCAGAUCUCCAAUGUAUUUUAGCAGUUAAUUCAGUUCAUUUAAUAACAAAAUGUGAGAAUAAUGGUUAUAUUGUAACAGUUAUCAAUAUAAUCAAUUUAACAAUGUGUGCAAAUAAUAGUUUUAUGACCAUGCAUUUACAAAGAAUAUUUAUACAUAUGAAAGCUUUCAUCAGGAACUAUCUAUUCACUCUUUUUAAACACAACAUACAAACAUAGAAUAGCUAAUGAAAGAAGACUGUCAGGAACAGUUUGUUGUAUCUUUUUGUCUUUUUCCAUUAGUGUCCAUUAAAUAUGACUGUUCA
Molecule: messenger RNA, 4736 nt
Organism: Pimephales promelas (fathead minnow)
Lineage: Eukaryota; Metazoa; Chordata; Actinopteri; Cypriniformes; Leuciscidae
Source: RefSeq, a predicted model, not a curated record